AUGGGGGAGCCACGGGUCAAGUACGAGAAGGAUACAGCUACCUUGCGACAAAUUGGGAGGUUGGCGACGAAAUCUUCUUAUUUGGAUUUAGCCGUGGAGCCUNUUACAGCACGUGCUAUUGGUGGCCUCAUCGACAACAUCGGUAUGCUUACCAAGGACGGUUUGCCGUACCUAGCAGAGAUAUUCCGAGAUGUGCAGCAUCGACAUGAUCCGGACUACAAGCCGAAACACCCCAACAAGCCAUUCAAGAACAAACCCAGUGUCAUGGAUCCAAGGUAUCGGCAUGAGCUUGAAAGAAGGGGUAUGACGAGACUUCGCGUUCCUAUCAAGGUCAUUGGCGUUUGGGACACUGUCGGUGUUCAGAGCUCAGCCAGCAAACGCAUGUCCUUCUACGAUACGAGUUUGCCUAAUUGCGUUGAACACGCAUUCCAAGCUCUAGCUUUAGACGAGCGAAGAUCUGCCUUUGCACCAGCUUUGUGGGAGAAGAAGCCUGGUAACACGACUGUACUUCGGCAAGUAUGGUUUCCAGGAGUACACUCCAACAUUGGCGGAGGAUUACCUGAUCAGGAACUAGCCAAUAUCACGUUGGCCUGGAUGAUGUCGCAGGUAACGCCAUUCCUUGAUAUGGACCUCGACUAUGCGCUGGAUCAGCAAGACGAUACCGAGCAGUUUUACAAGGAGACGAAACAAAAACCACGUUCUUGGUCGUUUGGUAAGAUCGUGAACUCAAUGACUGGCAUAUAUGCUAUAGGCGGUGCGACAACACGAACGCCAGGACGGUACUAUGUCGUCGACCCCGUCGAUGGCCGCAAGACCGAUGUUCCUCUGGAGGCAACACACGAAUACAUGCAUCCAUCAGUUCGGACCCGCUUCCGUCUCAAAGGACCUGGUGUAGAUGAUGAAGGAUCCUACGACCCCAAAGCUUUGCAUGACUGGAAGUUGUUCGUAGACUACGAUGGAGAAAAGGGUCGAGGUGGUCGACCGGACGUCUUCUGGAAACUGCGGACAGCCGAGCGAAAUGUUACUACUCGCAGAAUACCAGAAGCACCACUAUUGCCGCUGGAGCGAGAAUUGCUGGAAAUCGACCCUGAGAUGGAGGAAUUUGUUUUCAGACCUGCUCCUACCGCAAGAAACAGUGUUCGACGUGCGCGCGCGGGUAGUCGGAGUCAGAGUCGUAGACGAUGA
Aureobasidium musti is the source of this 1185-nucleotide messenger RNA. Lineage: Eukaryota; Fungi; Ascomycota; Dothideomycetes; Dothideales; Saccotheciaceae. The record is from the annotation of a GenBank genome assembly.